AUGAUCUUGCCGUUCCCGAACGGCAUCGUAGGGGAUGGGCGCACGCCCUCCCCUUCCGGCCAGGGAGGAGGAAACUCGGGACGAGCCACAGCGGCAGCGGGGGGUGGAGCGCGCAACUGGCCUCUUAGAGGAGCUGGCGACGCUUCCCCGGGUCCUCCAGGGCGAGAAGAGCGUUCAUCUGCUGCCUGCAUAGCUUUUUCUCUCAGCCUUCUUUUGAUUCUUUUCUUGUUUAACUUGGAUUCAAUUGUUGAUAGCUUCGGUCCGUCGUCUCCUCGCGCUAGCGCUGGUCAACAACGCGGAAGCGAUGGCGCCUCCGGGUCGAACUCGAAUUCGUUGUCGAUGUAUUACCAGGCGAACAAAAGGGAGCAGUCUCCACUCCAUGUCGGCAUGGAUCGAACUAAGCGGUACAGCUUGCAGUUCAACUCUGAAUUCUUCUUUUUCGUUUUUGACCCAACUGAUCUGAAUGGAACGACGCCGUCUCAACUCGCCACGGGAGACUUGGGGAACUGGAACUCCCAAGGUCCGGGCAACGAUUUGUCAAAUGCUUUUCCGUACUCCACUCAGUCGCUUUCUCUGUUGACUUCUGGUGCGGCGACACUGUAUCUUUAUACUACACGAACCAUCUUCCAAUCCGUGCGUAUGGCUUUGCUGCGGAUACAUUUAAAUGUUGGCUCGGCGUUUUCGUCGUCGACACCCCUCGCCUUUCCGUUCGGUUUCUUCGAUGCCUUCUCCGGUCUCUUCGUGGACCGCGAUUUGUACCUUACUGGAGUCGAUUUUCGAGACAUUCCGAAGGCAAAUUUCCAAGGUUCGUCUCUUGCCUCGAAGCUUCCAGUGGUCAGAGGCCUUCCUGUCCCCCCGGGCUCGGUGGAUGCGACCUGGUGUACGUACACUGCAUCGCUGAAGCUGAACUUUGAACCAGGUCUUGGAAAAUCCGCCCGAGAGACGGAUGAGAGUUCGGUAGCGGAACUGUCUCAACGGGCCGCGCAAAAUAGCGAUGCAGCUGCGAGUGUUGCAGCGGGUGUACCGGGCCCCCCUCGGCGACUUGAUGCUCCAGGAAAUUCUGCGGUGGAAAGUCCAGCUUCCGGAGCCCCGCGGUCUCGUCCUCUCGCGCAAUCUUCUGUGUCACAGCAGGAAAGCACGACUAGCCCCGGCACACUGCCACCGCGAAGAGCGACGGCCUCGCGUUCCUCUAGUGGGCGGCGCAUGCCGGCUCAAUCUUCCUCGGAGUCUCUGUUGACCGCUAAGGAAACGCCCACAGCAGGUUCACCGGAAGCUGAAAGCAUGAACCGCGAAGACGAUGCAGGUGGCGAACGUCCUCGGGAUGGAGGCGAGCCCCAAGGGGAUCUUGUUGGCGAGCUUGUCUCAUCUGACUGUGGAUUCUACAUCUAUUUUCGAGCAUGGGAAAUAGACUACAUUGCUUUGGCGAGCCAUAUCACAUCUGUAACGCUCGUGUUCAACGUCAAAACCCUGGUAGAAAUGCGGUUUUUCUGGAAGCAGAUGCAGCACACAGAGGGCAUUGGGGGUCUCGGAAGUACCUCAUCCCUCGCGCUUCUGCAGCGGGUUUCUAUCAUUGGGCAAGCGUGGCAAGCAGCGCUUGACAUUUUUGAGGUCGUGGCCAUGUUCCGUGUUGCUAUGCAACUUCAAAUAAUGAUGGCUUACUUCUCCAUCCUCAUCAUGUUUAAGGCAAUUCUCUUCGGGGCAUUGGAGGUGCGCUACCUUUUCAUGGUGUGGAACGCCCGCCAGCAGAGUAAUCCUCAAGAGUUAGACGCCACGGGGCGCGCCCUGACGCACUUUUAUAGAAAUUUCUACGGCUCCCUGGCCUUCCUCGUUCUCUUUCUCUACUACGUCUUCCCAGUCUUUCCGCCGAUCUGUCUUGUCCUCUACUUCAUGUGGCUGCCCCAAAUUGCCUGGGACGUCUGGAAGGGCCAGAGGAAUUCCAUGGACUUACAGUUCGUCGCCGGCAUCUCUUUAUGCCGGCUCGUUUUUCCCACGUACCUCUUUGGGUACCCGGUCAGCCUCUUCCAAGAAUCUUUUGUCGGCGUCACUCUCCCCAACUACCCUGUCCUCGUCUGCAUCGUCGUCGUUGUGACCCUCCAGGUCUUGCUCAUGCUCGCGCAACGGCGAUUUGGCUCCCGGUUCUUUGUUCCCUUGGACCAUUUGCCGCAUGUGUAUAACUACCAUCGGCCGCUACCAGCGUCCUUGGCGAACGAUGCGGAAGAAGGCUUGCCUGAGUGUGCGAUUUGCAUGAACCCAAUUGCCCGCAAAAGCAGACACCGAAGCAUCACGCCGUGCGAUCACCUCUUCCAUGACAAAUGUCUCCAGCAGUGGAUGGAAGUCAAGAUGGAGUGCCCGAACUGUAGAGGCGCCCUGCCUCCAUUCCCGUGA
Molecule: messenger RNA, 2385 nt
Organism: Neospora caninum
Lineage: Eukaryota; Apicomplexa; Conoidasida; Eucoccidiorida; Sarcocystidae
Exons: 8
Coding region: 1-2385 (794 amino acids)
Source: RefSeq, a predicted model, not a curated record